AUGUCAAACAACUUACCAACUCUUCCUUCCACUGACCAUGCAAGGAGAGUUUUCAGUGUUGAAGAUGACCCAAAUGAAAUUAAACAAGAUAUUCGAGAUAUAGAAAAUCUAACUCAUUCGCACUCAAAUGAUAUAAAUAUACGGAAAAAUGUCGUAACUAAUAGUAACAACCCUUCUAAUGAUAAUUUGAUUUCACCGAUAUAUUCUUCAAAAUCUAUUAACCUUUUUCAAAACAAUAACUCUAAUGGUACUCCAAGUAAUGAAAAACAAAAUAACAGGAAACCACCGAGAAUCCCUGUAGAGGAUCAUUUGAAUUCAAUCCAUUCCAUGAGGUCAAUCGAUCAUGAUCCAGUAAAGGAUAGAAUUGUCAUUCAUGACCAUACAGGAACUUCAGGCCAAGAUUUUAUUAUUGAUCGUAUUAAUGUAGAUCAUGGAGAUGAUAGAAUAUCCAAUGUUUCAUCUACAGAAUCAUUUACUUUACGUGAAAGACAAGAUGCUAUUAAUGAGACACAUCCAUUUGGUAUUAGAAUUUGGAAGCCUGCUUUAUAUAAGAAGCAGAGGUCUGUUCAAAAAACAGCAGACCAAGAUAUUCAUGAAACCAAAAUUAAAAUACUAGGCUGGUAUGUCCACUUAUCUAAUUUUCUAUGGUCAGUUACAUGCGGUAUAAUACUAUUUAUAUUAUGUUACAUUGCAGGUAUAUUAGUGCCCAUUUUAGGAUUUUUUACGAAGUCAUCUAGAGCAUAUGCCGCUGUUUUCUUUAAAUUAGCCCGUUAUUUGUUGUGGCCAUUUGGAAAAGUAGUAUAUCUGAUCCAAGAUGAUCGUUAUUUGAUAGAGGAUAAUAAUGAAGGUAUAAGCGCCCAGCAGUUUUUCACAUGGAUUACAUCGUAUGGUAAGAUGUUUUCAGGUCAGCAAUUAAAUUCAACAUCAACAAACCAACAUCAUAGUUAUGAAUCAUUGCGUGAUAUGAAUCGGAUAAACCAAGCUUCAUACGGUUCUAUACAACAAUUUAUUACUGAUCAGCAAAAGCAAAACAACAACUCAAUAGAUGCUGUGACUGAAGGUAAUAACCGCCAGCAAAGUAAUGGAAGCGGAUUAGACAGAGAGGCAUCAGUUACCGAUGGGCAUAUCAAUCACCGAAGAUAUUUUGGAAGAGGUGAAUGGACUAUAGGGAGAUUGGCUUUCUACGUCUUAUUUUACAUUAUUUUACAACCUAUUGUCCUACUACUGUCUUUAAUAACAUGGUUAUUUGUUUUCACUAUACCGAUGAGUAACAUAUUAUGGAAAUUGUCAUACCAUUUAAGAAGACAUCCUCUUGCUUUGGAUUUUAAAUCACUUGAAAGAAGAGUUCCCGCUGGAAACUCUUUACUCUCAUCUGAUAAUAAAAAUGUCAUUCUAUGUACCUUUAGAUGUGCAGGUCUCCACUAUUAUAAAUAUACUGUCGAUGGUACAAAUGUCAUAGUUAUGAAUUUAAUUGCGAUUGUCUUUUUUACCAUUUUUGAUUUUUAUGUGAUAAAAAAUUAUUGUGGUUUGAAAUCAUGGUUAAGUAAUGAAUCAACAAUUUUUGUAUUUUGUUUAAUUUCAAUUACACCUUUGGCCUUCUAUAUUGGUCAAGCAGUGGCUUCGAUUUCAGCUCAAACUUCAAUGGGUGUAGGUGCUGCUAUCAAUGCAUUUUUCUCAACGGUAGUCGAAAUAUUUUUGUAUUGUGUCGCAUUGCAACAAAGGAAAGGAUUACUCGUGGAAGGUUCAAUGAUUGGAUCAAUUCUAGGUGCAGUACUGAUGCUUCCUGGUCUUUCAAUGUGUAGUGGUGCUUUUGUCAGAAAAACACAGCGUUAUAAUCCGGCAAGUGCUGGCGUAUCAUCUGCUCUGCUUAUAUUUUCUAUGAUAGUUAUGUUCUUCCCAACAAUUCUCUAUGAAAUAUAUGGCGGGUACAUUGUCACAUGCGAAGACAAAGAUGAUAAAUCUUUGACUGUCUUUUCUGCUAUUCUAGCAAUGACCUCAGAAAAGUGCUAUUUUAGCCGUCCACCUUUAAAGUUUGACAAAAUGUAUAAAUCAAUUAUUCAACCAAUGUCUAUUACAUCUGCGGUUGUAUUAUUUCUAGCUUAUUUCAUAGGGUUAUGGUUUACUCUAAGAACUCAUGCCAAAUUAAUCUGGCAAUUACCAAUAUCCGAUCCACCAAAGGAAACAGGCGGUGUACCUAGCUCUGAAUCCAAUAUUAUUCAUGCUCAAGAUAAUGGACAUGAUGGCAGUAAUACCCACGAAGCUCCAAAUUGGUCGAGGUCAAAAUCAACCUGGAUUUUAUUAUUAUCAACAUUAUUGUAUGCAAUAAUCGCUGAAAUAUUAGUUUCAUGUGUUGAUUCAAUUUUAGAGGAUUUUCCAUCUUUAAAUCCAAAAUUUUUAGGUUUGACAAUUUUUGCAUUAGUACCAAAUACUACGGAAUUCUUAAAUGCCAUUUCAUUUGCAAUGCAUGGGAAUGUUGCAUUAUCGAUGGAAAUCGGUUCUGCCUAUGCUUUACAAGUAUGUCUUUUACAAAUUCCUGCAUUAGUAUUGUACUCAUUCUUUCACACAUGGAAUAUAGAUCAUUCUUUGAUAAGUAUUAGAGAUGAAAUGUUUCCGUUAGUUUUUCCUAGAUGGGAUCUAGUAGGAUCAAUGACAAGUGUGUUUUUAUUCACCUAUUUAUAUGCUGAAGGCAAAUCUAAUUAUUUCAAAGGUUCAAUUUUGAUAUUAUUAUACAUUGCUAUCAUUAUUGGUUUCUAUUUCCAAGGUCUUAUUGACAGUAAUAAUUCAGGACAAUGA
This is a messenger RNA of Vanderwaltozyma polyspora DSM 70294, 2793 nucleotides long. RefSeq lists its product as uncharacterized. Lineage: Eukaryota; Fungi; Ascomycota; Saccharomycetes; Saccharomycetales; Saccharomycetaceae. Bases 1 to 2793 code for a protein of 930 amino acids. Gene Ontology annotation, cellular component: membrane; endomembrane system. The record is from RefSeq and is a predicted model, not a curated record. Gene Ontology annotation, biological process: intracellular calcium ion homeostasis; calcium ion transmembrane transport. Gene Ontology annotation, molecular function: calcium:proton antiporter activity. The transcript has a single exon.